ACCAUUACAAACCCCAAGGCCACUACUUCCGCCACCACAUCUAUUUAUUGUAUAAUCAACUACUACAGCCCGCGAUAGUUACAGCGCACCACUUGCCCGGUUCGCUCGUGGAACGUCGCUUUCGUCCGCUCCGCUUCUAUUCGAUUGCCGUCGGUUCAUCGCCCGCCGUUGCUCAGUCGUCACUCGUCAUUCCUGCAGAGUGCAGGUACAACGGUGGUUGUUCGGUGAGCCGUUACCCUUACCAUGUCUCUGGAACGACUGGAACCUAUAGAAAUCAUCAAUAUCGACGUACUGGGGCCAUAUAAAUACCCCAAACUUGUGCACGACGGGUACAUGUAUCAUUUCCAUAAAAAAUGUUCCCAUCACCUCCGAUGGAAAUGCAACCGUGUUUUUUCGAUGAAAUGUCCGGCGGUGCUCAAAACGAACUUGGAUAUGUUAAAUCUAAAGUACAUCACCGUCGAUCACGAACAUGUUCACGGGAACGACAUAGACUUUAUAGAAGCAAUAAAAGUCAAAUUAGACGUACACCGUAAUUCGACAUAUUACAAGAGAAGUACCUGUUAUAAACGAAAUGAUAUGGACCGCUCUGGUUAUAAAUCAAAUGGUGUGGACAGCUUUGGUAAAGAAAUGUAUUUUCCUGAAAAUGUUUUAAAUAAUAAAAUAGCCAGAUUUUGUGCUACUAAAAAUCAAAUAUUUUUUAUUGAUCCAUUGGAUCUUGAUACAAAAAAUGGAAACACAAAAAAAUGUGAAGAAAUAAUCAAAAAUAAUAACUCGAAAGAUACAAGUAUCAAUUUUGAAAAUUUUCCAUGCGAUUCAUUAAAACCAAAAGAAAACCAAAACCAAAUACAAUUUAAAAACUCAAAAAAUGGCAUGAUAGAAGAUCAAACAAAUAAUUCUUCUUUCAAUGAAGAGCUCAAAGAAUGUGAACCAAUUUAUAAUACAAGAUCAAAAAAAAAACUAAAUGAUAUACAAAACAAUGCAAGUACUUUAUUUACAAGUACACAAGAGGAAAAAAAUAUUUUGACUUCUAACACAUAUAAAGAAACAAAUAAUUUAACUACUAAUACUCGAAAAAUCAAAAAUACAAAAAAAAAAUCAAAUGAUUGCGAAAAAAUAGUUUCUCCAAAAGUUAAACUAAAAAACCACACUUCAAAAUUUACAAAUAAAAAUUUACCUACAGUUACAGAUACGCCUAUGAUUAUAAGUACACCUACUAUUUUAACAACAACAAUUAAUAAUUUACCUAUAACUAAAAAUAGAUUUACAACAACAAAUGCAUCUACAAUUAUAAAUACACCUACAAUUAUAAGCACGCUUAUAGAUAAAUCUAUUGUUACAAGUACACCUACAAUUUCAACAUCUGAAACUAUAAGUACAUCUUUAAUUUUACCAGAGGAAAUUAUUUGUACACCUACUAUUACAUGUAUACCUAGAAUUAUAGAUACACCUACUUUUACAAGUACACCUAUAAUUUUACCAGAUAAAAUAACAAGUACAUCUACAAUUUUACCAGAUAAAAUUAUAAGUAUAUCUACAAUAACAAGUACACCCACAAUUAUAAGUACAUCCACAAUUACAAAUACACCUACAAUUUUACCAGAGGAAAUUAUUUGUACACCUACAAUUUUACCUGAUGAAAUUUUAAGUACAUCUACAAUUACAAGUACACCUAUAAUUAUAGAUACACCUACUAUUACAAGUGCAUCUAUAAUUUUAACACCUAAAACUAUAAGUACACCUAAAAAUUUUACACAUGAAGUUAUAAAUACUACUACUGUUACAAGUACAUCUGCAAUUAUAAGUACACCUACUUUUAAAAGUACAUAUACAGUUGUAGGUACAACUACAAUUGAAAAUUCUCCUGCAAUUUUAAGUACAUCUACAAUUUUAACAUCUACAAUUAAAAGUACACCUAUAGUUACAAGUGUACCUUCAGUUAAUAUUACACAUACAACUAAAAGACGUGUGAACAAGAGUAUUGAUAAUGAAGAUGAUGUAAUUAUUAUUAACAGUAGUGAUGAUGACAAUGAUGAUGAUGAUGAUGGUUUUAUUUCUGAUUUUAAUGAAAUUGUUCGUCGUAAUGACAAACUUAAUAAUGAAAUAAACAAUGUUAAAUUAAUGGGUGAUGAUAUUAAUGUACUUAUGUAUUGUAAAAAAAAUUGGCCUUCAGUUUUAGAUAAAUUGUCUGAUCCUUUGACAGGAAUUAAGGUAUUUGAAGGUAUUUUAUUUAACAAAUUUUUAAUUCAAAUGAUGGAAAGAAAUCAUAGAACUAAAAGGAAAAUUCAGGUAUUAAAAUAUUAUAGCAAUCGAUGGAAAUUAAAGUUUAACCGUUUGGCACUUAAAAUAAAUACAUUAUUAAAUAGUACAAGAAGAGAUAAUAAUAGAAGACUUAUCGAUAUUCAAAAUAGAAAUAAAAAGAAUACAACAUUAUGUACAAAUAUUGGAGUCAAAAUUACACCAGAAAACUUGAAAACUUCAAAAUUAUGCCAAAAAUCUUUAAAUAGUAAAAACAAAUACCUAUUUAAAUCUGGUUCAGAUAUCAUGACAAGUAAAUCUGAAGGAAUAAGUAAAAAAUUAUUUUCUACAUUAGAAAUAGUUGAUUUGAUUAAAGAAAUUCCAGGAGAUACAACUAUUUCAAGAAUAAGCUCUAAACCAUUUAAUUCUAAAGAAAACUAUUUAACACAAUUUAACUAUAGUAUUGAGAUUAGUCAACCUAAAAUAACUGAGUCAAUUAAAAAUGGUAUUUCAGCGUCCAACACUAUAAUAACUUCACUACUAAGCCCGACAUCGUUAAAAAGAAAAAUAUCUAAUUUGAUUCGAAAUAACACAAGUAUUGAGUUAACUAAAUCUAAAGUUAAAAAAUGUAAUAAAUCUUCUUCUCUGGAAUCCAUUGAUUUAACUAUGGAUAGUUCACCAGAUAUGAUGGCUUCAAGACUAGGCCCAGAAUUAUUAAAUAGUCAAAUUACAAAUUCUACUCAAUAUAACACAGCUACUGAGAUGACUGAAUCCAGUAUAACUGAGUGUCAUGAACCUUCUACAUCAGCAUUAAUUGAUUUAACUGAAACAGAUCCACCAGUUAUAACAAAUUCAAGAUUAAGCAAUGAAAAAUAUAUUUUCACUAAAUAUAACAAAGGUCCGUACGUAAUUCCUUCUUUUCCAAUAUCCAGUGAUAUAAGUAGUAAUAUUCCAACUUGUUCAAGUUCAUCUAUGAAUGCAGUUACUUCGUUGAAUAAUGAUUUAGUAUUAAAUAAUGCAGAUAAUCCUGCUUCGAACACGGAUGAUUCAUCAAAGAUAGAGCUACUUGUACUUGGGAAAAAUAAUCGAAUGUAUUUUGUUAAUUCAAAAGUAAUGAAUUCCCAUGAUUAUUUGAGGCCUAGGACAUUGAAAACUAUUUUUAAAACAGGUUUAAACAAACCAAUAAUGAAAAGAUCUGUUAUUCUUCCAUUCGCAUUAAGAAAACAAGUAAAAACAAAUUCUAAUACAUCUACACAAUUGGAUAAAAGAAAUAAAUUAGACACAUCCGUCAUCCCUGUUCAAACGAAAACACCAUUGCCUGAUGUUAUUUGUGAAAGCACUCAAAUAAUAAAUGGAAUUAACAGUAAGAACACUAUUCAAUCAUAUUAUUCUCAUAAUCAAUCUCAAUCAUCAAACCAGAUCAAAUCUGUUCCUAAAGCUAUUCCACUUCUACCUUCAAAGGUAGUUAAUGAUUUUUCAAACGAGGUUUAAAUUAUUUGUAUUUAAAAUAUUAGGUAAAAUAAAAAUUGAGUAAAUAC
Messenger RNA from Melanaphis sacchari, 3773 nucleotides. RefSeq lists its product as uncharacterized. Bases 244 to 3726 code for a protein of 1160 amino acids. NCBI's taxonomy places the organism in Eukaryota, Metazoa, Arthropoda, Insecta, Hemiptera, Aphididae. The transcript has 8 exons. The record is from RefSeq and is a predicted model, not a curated record.